This is a messenger RNA of Mustela lutreola (European mink), 5013 nucleotides long. RefSeq names its product nucleus accumbens associated 1 (gene NACC1). NCBI's taxonomy places the organism in Eukaryota, Metazoa, Chordata, Mammalia, Carnivora, Mustelidae. The coding region runs from base 227 to 1996 and encodes 589 amino acids. The record is from RefSeq and is a predicted model, not a curated record. Gene Ontology annotation, molecular function: DNA-binding transcription factor activity, RNA polymerase II-specific; RNA polymerase II cis-regulatory region sequence-specific DNA binding; protein binding. The transcript is spliced from 10 exons. Gene Ontology annotation, biological process: regulation of transcription by RNA polymerase II.
CCUACAGUGGGUGGCCGGGAUCAAAAUGCACGGCGGAAAGCUCGGAAAGUAGUGUGGAUAACCUCAAUCACUUCGGCACCCCCGGGAGGGGACGCAUCAUUCGCCCCAUUUUACGGAUGAGGAAGGAAAUGAAUGUUCCGAAAAGCAGAGAGACUUGUCCAGGGUCGCGGAAGUAGAAAGUGGCAGGGUCGGGAGUCGAACUCUCCUGCAAAGCCAAGCUGCCGCCAUGGCCCAGACCCUGCAGAUGGAGAUCCCGAACUUCGGUAACAGCAUUCUGGAGUGUCUGAAUGAGCAGCGGCUACAGGGCCUGUACUGUGACGUGUCUGUGGUGGUCAAGGGCCAUGCCUUUAAAGCCCACCGGGCGGUGCUGGCCGCCAGCAGCUCCUACUUCCGGGACCUGUUCAACAGCAGCCGGAGCGCGGUGGUGGAGCUGCCGGCCGCCGUGCAGCCCCAGUCCUUCCAGCGGAUCCUCAGCUUCUGCUACACGGGCCGGUUGAGCAUGAAUGUGGGUGACCAGUUCCUGCUCAUGUACACAGCCGGCUUCCUACAGAUCCAGGAGAUCAUGGAGAAGGGCACUGAAUUCUUCCUCAAGGUGAGCUCCCCCAGCUGCGACUCGCAGGGCCUGCACGCUGAGGAGGCCCCAUCAUCCGAGCCCCAGAGCCCCGUGGCCCAGACAUCCAGCUGGCCGGCCUGUGGCACUCCGCUGCCCCUUGUGUCCCGCGUCAAGACGGAGCAGCAGGAGUCGGACUCCGUGCAGUGCACGCCGGUGGCCAAGCGGCUGUGGGACAGCGGCAGCAGUGGCGGUGGCAAUGGCAGCCGCAAGAUGGCCAAGUUCUCCACGCCGGACCUGGCUGCCAACCGGCCACCCCAGCAGGCCCCAGUGGUGGCAGCGGCGCAGCCAGCCGGGGUGGCGGUGGCAGCGGCUGCAGGGGCUAGCACUGGGCAGCCAGCCGGGGGGGCGGGGGCCACAGCCGCAGCAGCAGCAGCAGCAGGGGGCGUGGUGAGCGGGCCCAGCACGUCAGAGCGGACCAGCCCGGGCACCUCAAGCGCCUACACCAGCGACAGCCCUGGCUCCUACCACAACGAGGAGGACGAGGAGGAGGAUGCUGGCGAGGAGGGCACGGACGAGCAGUACCGGCAGAUCUGUAACAUGUACACCAUGUACAGCAUGAUGAAUGUCGGCCAGACAGCCGAGAAGGUGGAGGCCCUCCCUGAGCAGGUGGCCCCUGAGUCCCGGAAUCGCAUCCGGGUGCGGCAGGACCUGGCGUCUCUCCCGGCUGAGCUCAUCAACCAGAUUGGCAACCGCUGUCACCCCAAGCUCUACGAUGAGGGUGACCCCUCCGAGAAGCUGGAGCUGGUGACAGGCACCAAUGUGUACAUCACGAGGGCGCAGCUCAUGAACUGCCACGUCAGUGCGGGCACGCGGCACAAGGUCCUGCUGCGGCGCCUCCUGGCUUCCUUCUUUGACCGGAACACGCUGGCUAACAGCUGUGGCACCGGCAUCCGCUCUUCCUCCAACAACCCCAGUCGCAAACCGCUGGACAGUCGCGUCCUUCAUGCUGUCAAAUACUACUGCCAGAACUUCGCUCCCAACUUCAAGGAGAGCGAGAUGAACGCCAUCGCAGCUGACAUGUGCACCAAUGCCCGCCGUGUCGUGCGGAAGAGCUGGAUCCCCAAGCUCAAGGUGCUCAUGGCCGAGGGUGACGCCUACACCACCUUCAUCAGCGACACGGGCAAGAUAGAGCCGGACAUGAUGGGCGUGGAGCACAGCUUCGAGACGGCCAGCCACGACGGCGAGGCCGGCCCCUCGGCUGAGGCCCUCCAGACAGACCGCCCGCCCUGUCCGUGUGAAGUGCCAACGGCCUCCCCGCCCUGGGCCGACCCCCCACUCCCCGGGCCCGACAGACCUACUGGCUCGCUCCCCUUCUGUGGCCGUUUGACACCCCUAGUCCCAGUUCUGCAUCCUGAACACACCCACCCCCUUCACUGUGGCUGAGCCGGGGCGCCCGUGCACUCCAGCAUCGGAAGGAACAGGAGUGGGGAUGGCAGUAUUUCCUGGUGUGUAAAUGAACGAGCAAGAGGCGUUCUGAUGUCUGACCGCACGCUGCACGGGAUUUGAACCUCUUGAGACGCUGGCUAAGGUUCACGCUGGCUAAGUUUUCCCAGCUCACAGGAAUCCUUUUACACCCAGACAAGCUCGGAAACCCCAGAGCUGACAAACGCUGCCUUGGGGACCAGGUGAGCCACGGAGCCCGGUGCUACUGGGGCCCCUCAGAAGCGACCGCUCAGCUCUGUGUCAAAGGGGCUGGCCUGCAGUAGGCCCAGAACAAGCAGAAGAUUCUCUGAGUCCAGGAAGAAUCAGGGUUGGCAUUACUCAACGUUAUCCAUGGUGAAACCCAGAAAUAAACUGGAAUGGCCUUUUCCGCACAAAUCCUGACCACUGAAAUACCUCAAAGGCGUAUGUGCGUGUAUGCACACACAUAUGCACAUGCACGCGCCUGGGCCCCACAGUGUGUGCAAGUGGGGCGCGUAAAACAGGAGUCCCACUUCGUGAGCCACAAAUCAAAACACCAUAGGAUACAAACGUGUAUAAAAAAGGCUGGGCUUUUAUUUCCAAAUUGGCACAUGCAGAAGGCACAGGAGCAAAUGGCUUUGGGGCACCAGAGUAGAAAGGGGGAGGGGUGUAUCGGAGGUUCCCCUACCUGUACCACCUCCUAAGCGCACUUAAAACAGGACCAGUGGCAGGGGCUGUGGCCCUGAGGGUCCCACUGGCUCUGGAUGAGAACCCUGGGACAGCUUCCCAGGAAGGAAUACCUUCUCCCAGGGUGGGGGCAGGACCUUGCCAGCUCUCCCACCUAGAGGGACCAGCGCCCUCGGGAGGGCCAGGGUCAGAGAGAGAAGAGCAGGAUAAGAACCAGAAGAAGCACCCCCAGCAGCACCACAAUGGCACACCACUGUCGGCGGUCUGGGGGCAAAAGGGUCAGAGGUUACAGGGGGAUGGGGUACCACCCCUGCCACCCCCCAGCCCAGCUGCCUCCCCAAGGGGUCUUACCACUCGUCAUGUGGGAUACUUUGGCCAUCUUCCUGAGGACCCCAUCCAUCCGGGACUGGGUGUGAUCCAUCUCAUGAGCAAAGGCAUCCAGCAUGCUGUCGAGACCAAGAUGGUGUAAAUCCCCAAAAAGUGCUGGGCACACUGGUGCAGCCAACUGAGGGUUCCCAGCCCCGCCUCCCUCCCACCCCCACCCCCGCCCCAGCAGGAUCCUGGCCUCACAUGCCCUGCUCAUCCAGCUCCUCCCCAACACGGCCAGACAUGUGUUUCAGAACCCGGAUGCUCCCAGACACCAUUUCUAGCUGUUGAUCCUGUUGGUCCAAGAUCAGCUGCAGAUCCGAAGGAAUGAGAAUUGCUAUCAGCAAGGGGUCCUGAGCCGUUUCCAGGCUCUUCCCGCCCAGGGCUCCCCAACCACCCACACAAACCUGCUGUGUGGCCUGCUGCUCCUCAAUAUAACGGGAGGCAGUUGAGGCCAUGCUGGCGUCCAGCAGAUCUCUGGAUGGCUUCUGGGCAGCUGGCUUGCCCGUCAGCAUCUAUGGUGGCACAGGGCACAGAUUCAGGGAGAGGCAGCCACUCAGAACAGAGCCAGACACAGGUCUGUGGCAAAUCUAGAUGGUUGUUGGGAAGGUAGUCUUGGCAAUGGGAUAGCCUGGAUUCCCUGACCCACCACUUACUAGCAAGGUGACCCCAAGGCCAUAUCACUUGACCUCCCUGUGCCUCAGUUUCCUCAUCUGUAAAAUGGGAGAAAUUCCUGGGGCUGGAAUGAGGAUUGACCAAAUUAUUCCAUGGAAAACAUUUAUCAUAUAAACAGAUGUAUUUAAGAAUUUAGACCUUAACCCUCCAGGCAGCACACCUGGAAAACAUGUGGGCUCUGAUACGUGGCUCCAAACUCAGCCCCCCACCCUCCCAGAUCCCACAAUGGGAUGGAGACUGGUGGGUUUCAUAACAUGCAAAGAAUGGCUGCAUGACACAGAAGGAAAAAGUGUGCCAACAGAGGCGGCUGGGAGAGUGGCCACAAAAGGCAUGAGCAGGCACACUCAUGGGGGGAAAUGGUAUGCAAGCCAACCACAGCGGGGAAUUCAGAGGCCAAGUUCUCCCGCUCAGAUGCCUGGGUACAUACACAGAAAAGUAGGCAUACAUCCUGGAAACACUAACACACCAAGCAAAAAAAGAGAAAGGAAACAGACAUCCAGACCCACACCAGGAGGCAGGAAGGACUCUAUACACAGGGCUCAGUUGUACACAACCAGAAAGAGCUAGCAGGUGGACAGCCAGGAGACAAGUGCAUGCAGAGAGGAUAGACAAUGCAAGGGGGACAGGUGAACUAACACAGAAGGGUCAGGAUCACUCUCAAAGGGGAGGGUCUCUCUGAGAGGCUCUGGUGAAGAUAUUGGGUCUGGAUGGCUUACCUCUCUAUUAUUCCUCUCCAUGAAGGCUAUGGCUGCAGGGCUGACCAUAUGGUCCUUCAUAUCCUGGGGAGAGGACUCCAUGAGUGAGUAAAGACACCCCAACCUCCCUGCACUCAGGAUACAGGAAACUCUCCUCACCUGGACUGCCUCCCGCAUCCGCUCCACGAACACCUUUCUCUCCUGCAGGUCUCCGGCUGGGAGCUUGAACUUUCCUGGGUUGGCUUCCACUAUGCGUAAACCCGGAGUCAGGAGUCAAGGCCAAAGCCAGACACAACCCUGUCCCUGCCUCAAGCCCUUAACUCCUCCUAGGAGUCCAGCCGCCCCCGGCCACAGCAAUGGGCUCUCCCAGGACGCCCUGCAAUGCCCCCCCAGGAUAUCGAUGGUCUCUUCCAGGUCUUCGAGGUCCCACUCGAUGCUGCGAAGGCCAUUCCGCAGCUCAUUGGUCGUCCAGUCCAGCUCUUCGCGGCCGACGGCCGCAUCCUCUUGCAGGAGCUCGCACCAGCGCUGGUACAGCCCGCGGGCCGUGUUCACCGCCUUCUGCACCUCACUGCGGGC